Molecule: messenger RNA, 750 nt
Organism: Aureobasidium namibiae CBS 147.97
Lineage: Eukaryota; Fungi; Ascomycota; Dothideomycetes; Dothideales; Saccotheciaceae
Exons: 2
Coding region: 1-750 (249 amino acids)
Source: RefSeq, a predicted model, not a curated record
AUGACUGAGGACGUAGACGAAGCAGCUGUUGACAUUGGAGUCGUUUCCGAUGUGGAGACCUCUACUGCCGAAGUUGAGAACGACACGAUUGUCGAGUUCGAAACAGUCUCCGACAUUGACACAAACGCUACGGCUGAAGACGAGGACAAUGUGCUCGUCGAGUUUGAGCCGGUCGGCACCACUGACGCAGAGGUCAUGACCGAAGACGAUGACAAGCUAAUACUCGAGCUCGAAGCGGUUUUCGAUGCAGAGGAGGAUCCCGAAGCUGUACCCAUGAUGGCGUUUGCGCGUAGACUUCCCUCGAUCGAACUACUGGAGCUGGACAUGGAGUUCAUACUUGAAGAGCUCACCGGGCCACUAGACAACAAAGACGAACUGGAACGAAUACUGCUUGAUGACGCCGAUGUCGAACUUCCAAUGCUGCUCGAAGACGAUGCCGAGCUUGAGCGGACACUGCUUAUCGAACUUGGUGUCGGCGAUGCUGACAGGCUCUUUGAAGUCGAGCUCAAUCGCGUUGAGGUCGAGGAUGGUGAAGCUGAAGAGCUACCAACAGUUCUACUGCUGCUGCUGAUCCUGGUAGAACUGCUACUGGACUUGAUAGAGCUGCUGCUGGAUUUGAGAGAACUGCUGCUUUUCUUGCUGGAUGUGCUUGUGCUCUUGCUGGUCUUGAUUCUCGUAUCCGAAGCGUUGAACGAGCUAGAUGUCGUGGAAGUGACAUUCUUGGUAACGUUCCUACUUGCCUCGAGGUGA